Molecule: messenger RNA, 10954 nt
Organism: Engraulis encrasicolus (European anchovy)
Lineage: Eukaryota; Metazoa; Chordata; Actinopteri; Clupeiformes; Engraulidae
Gene: vps13a
Product: vacuolar protein sorting 13 homolog A
Exons: 77
Coding region: 104-9886 (3260 amino acids)
Biological process (GO): protein targeting to vacuole; protein retention in Golgi apparatus; autophagy
Cellular component (GO): extrinsic component of membrane
Source: RefSeq, a predicted model, not a curated record
CCUGUGUUUAUUUCAGGAAAUUGAUCUGUCACACUGUGCAGCCUGUCAUCUCGAAAGCGAAGCUAUGAUGGAUCCUGAGCGGUUGUAAACGAGGAGAGACAAGAUGGUAUUUGAGUCUCUGGUGGUGGACGUCCUCAACAGGUUUCUUGGCGACUAUGUAGUCAACCUGGACAGCUCGCAGCUCAGCCUUGGAAUAUGGGGAGGUGAUGCUAUCCUUAAAAAUCUAGAAAUAAAAGAAAAUGCCCUUAGCCAGUUGGACAUUCCAUUCAAGGUGCGGGCAGGACACAUAGGUCGUCUUGAACUUAAGAUUCCGUGGAAGAAUCUCUACACCCAGUCUGUGGAGGCCACUCUGGAUGAAGUCUACCUGCUCAUUGUCCCCACUGCCAGCAUCAAGUAUGAUGCCGAGAAGGAGGAGAGGCAGCUACAGGAGGCUCGUCAGAGGGAGCUCCAACGCAUUGAGGAGACCAAACAAAGAGCAGCUGAACAAGAGAAUCCGCAGCAGAAGCAGGACACGUUUGUGGAGAAGCUGGUCACCCAGGUGAUCAAGAACCUGCAGGUCAAGAUCUCCAACAUCCACAUCCGCUAUGAGGACGACAUAACGAAUCCCGCCUCCCCCAUUUCAUUUGGAGUAUCUUUACAAAACCUCAGUCUACAGACGUCAGAUUCAAACUGGAUGCCAUGUCUGUUGGACGAUAAAGCCAAACUUUUCUUCAAGUUGGUGCGGCUAGACAGCCUGUUUGCCUACUGGAAUACCAACUCUGAGCUCUACUCUAACCAUAACCCUGAUGAGGCUCUGAGAUGUCUGAGAACAAGUGUUGCCAUGGAGGGCUCCAUCCCUUCAGAUUAUCAGUAUGUAUUCAGGCCCAUCUCGGCGCGUGCCAAGCUGCGUAUGAACCCGAGGUCGGACAUCGACUUGUCGGCCCCUAAGUUUGACCUGAUGGUCGACCUCCCAGGUGUGGCAGUGGAGCUGUCCAGGCCACAGUACAUCAGCAUUCUGGAGCUGCUGGGGUCAGUGGACAUGAUGUCGCGCAAUCUGCCCUACAGGAAAUACCGACCAGACCUGCCCCUUCACAACAACGCCUUCUUAUGGUGGCGCUACGUGAUCGUUGGGAUCCUGGAGGUGAACGUGAAGCCGAGUCUGCACAUGUGGUCGUGGUCUCAUAUCAAGCGGCAUCGGCAGGAGGUGAAGCGCUACCGGGAGCUCUACAAACACAAGAUCACCAACAAGAAACCCAAGGAGUUCAUGCUCAAAGACCUGGAGGAGACGGAGAAGAGGUUGGACAUCUUCAAUAUCACCCUGGCGAGGCAGCAGGCGGAGGUGGAGGCGAUGCGGGCCGGCCUGCCUAUCAUUCGUCCGGGCCAGAAGGCGGAAGUGGAGGAGUCGGAGGGCUGGUUCGGCUGGAUGUGGAGCUGGGGCGCGGAAACCACACCUGAAAAAAAGGAGGUCAAGUCCGGAGCUUUUGAUGAGCUUCUUACCGCUGAGGAGAAGAGUAAACUCUACAAGGCCAUCGGAUACAGUGAGAUCGCUGUCAAUCACAACCUACCCAAGGAGUUUGUGGACAUGAAGGUGUGCUUCCAGCUGGUGAGCCUGAGUGUGAGCCUGAAGGAGAGCGCUGACAAGCCGGAGGUGCUGAAACUCGCCGUGAUGGACCUCAGUGCCAUGCUGUGCCAGAGACCCGGAGCACAGGCCCUCAAGGUGAUUGCCCAGCUGACGUCGUUUGAGGUGACGGGUCUUCCCCGUAACCGCGUGGCGCCCAUCCUGUUGUCAUCGCGACGGGUUGCCAAGGACAACAAGCACUCCGCACCGCUGCUCACGCUCACCUUCGAGACCAACCCCCUGGACGAGUCAGCGGACCAGAAGCUACACGCAGACGCCCAGCCCCUGGAGAUCAUAUACGACGCUGUGACGGUGAACAGUCUGUCGGCAUUCUUCCUGCCUCCUGACGACCUGCAGCUAGACGAGCUGACCAACGCAACACUCAUGAAGCUGGAACAGUUUAAAGACCGCACCGCCACAGGCCUGAUGUACGUGAUCGAGACCCAGAAGGUGCUGGAUCUCAAGGUGAACCUCAUGGCGUCCUACGUCAUCGUGCCUCAGGGCGGCCUCUACACCGGGGAGGAGAACCUCAUCCUGCUGGACCUCGGUCACCUCAAGAUGUCCAGUAUGACUAAGGAGGGUCUGCCUCAGCUGUCGGUGGGUACAAGUACCCUGGAGGAUAUCAUGCUGAGGGCCUACGACAGCUUCGACAUCCAGCUCACCAACCUGCAGUUCCUCUACAGCAAAGGAGAUGGGGACUGGCGUGCGGCGCGUAAGCUGCGGCGCUCUGGCCUGCACGUGCUGGAGCCGGUGGACCUGCGCAUGGAGCUCAGUAGAGCCAUGGUGGUCACCGACUCGCGCAUGCCCAAGUUUAAGAUGUCCGGGGAGCUUCCUCUGCUCUCGCUGCGUAUCUCGGAUGACAAGGUGAGGGGAGUGCUGGCCUUGAUUGACAGCAUCCCUCUGCCCGAGAGCCGACCCGCCCCCACGCCCAAGACCAGCGGCACCCAGCUCACACCCAAGCCGUCUAGAACCAUGGUCACCCCUCAGCUCAAACCCAGGAACCCCACCCUCGCAGAGAUGAGAUCCUCUAUGUUCUACGACGCCAUGUCCAUCACCUCCAUCGGUUCGGAGGAGGAGCUGUUCUUCGACGCUCCCAGCUCUCCGGUGAGGGACGUGCCGUUCUUCGAUGACCAGUCGUCGGUGCCCCUGGCCAGGGUGGCGUCUCUCAGGCAGGCCAGCAGGGCAGCCUCUCCGGAGCCCCAGAAGAACAUGACCGACCUACAGCUGCACUUCAUGAUCAAUAAGCUGUCCAUCCAGUUGUGUCGUGUCACUGAGGAAGAGGAGGUGACGGUGCUGCACCUGAGCAUCGAGGGCCUGGGGGCGGAUCUAAAGAAGCGCACCUUUGACAUCCACGCUGAGACCUUCCUCCGGGAGAUCUGUCUGGCCUGCCCCGAAUAUACAGAUGGCGAAGACAAGCCAGUGCAUCUCAUAACGACACUAGACAACACGGAGGAUGACCUUCUCAUGUUGGAGUACACUAAGGUUGAUAAAAGCAGUCCUGAGUUCAAGACUGUCUAUAAGAACACUGAACAGCUGGUGAAGGUGAACUUCUCAUCGCUGGACGUGCACCUGUACACGGAGGCGCUGCUCAACACCAUGAACUUCGUGAACAACCUGCUGCCCGCCUCCCAGGCCGAGACCCCCCCCGAGCAGCCCCCCGCAGACGAGGAGGAGCAGGAAGAGGAGGAGGGCGAGAAGGCCGAGAAGAAGGAGGGAGCCACCGUGGUCAGAUCAGUGUCCAAGAAGGGCAAGCCAGAGGAUUUAGAGGUGGUGAACAUGCACAUCAGAGCCGACCUCAACUGCCUCAACGUCUUCAUCCGGGGGGAGAAGGCCCACAUCGCAGAGAUCUGCAUCCAAGGGCUGGUAUCUGAGGUUCAGAUGAAAAAGAAGGAUAUGGAUGUUCAAGCCAACCUAAAGAACAUUGUCAUUCUGGACUGUGACAAAGAUGGGCUCUAUAAGAAGGCGGUGUCCAUUGCAGAUAAGGAGGUGUUCUCCUUCUCGAUGGUGAACUACACGGAUGCCACGCAGGGCAGUGCCUACAACGACAUGAGCUGCGUGGACACAGCCGUCACCCUCAAUGUGGGCUGCAUCCAGGUCAUCUUCCUGUACAAGUUCGUCUCUUCCAUCCUGACGUUUGUGGAUAACUUCCAGACGGCGAAGGCUGCGCUGGCCGAGGUGACGGCGCAGGCGGCGGAGAAGGCGGUGGUCGGGGUGCGGGAGCUGGCGGAGCGCACCUCGCGGAUCUCGCUGAAGGUUCACAUCAACGCCCCCGUGCUCUACAUGCCGCAGGCCUCGCGCUCGCCCAACGUCAUCGCGGCUGACCUGGGCUUCAUGGAGGUCAGCAACCAGUUCCUGGUGGUGGAGCCGCCCCUCUCGCCCCUCCGCUCCGCCCUGCCGCCAGUCACCGACAACAUGACCGUCAAGCUCAGCCAACUCAAGAUGUACAGGACUACGUUUGCUGACGGAAAGUUCCAGAGCGAGGUGGAGCUCCUGAAGCCGGUGAACCUUGACCUGUCCAUCAAGAGGAACCUGUCCUCCGCCUGGUACCACAACAUCCCCGACGUCCAGAUUGACGCACACCUCAAACCCAUGAGCUUGGUACUGAGUCAGGAAGACAUGACCGUGGCCUUGCGAACUCUUUCUGAGAAUCUUUCUGAAAGUGCGGAGGCUAGCCCAUCGCCCACACCCCCCGACAAGACAGAGGACACUACCUCAAAUAAAGACAAGGCAAAGGACACCACCUCAAAUAAAGACAACACUGUUGUGACGGCCGCUGUGGUGGAGGUUCAGCAGAGCUCCACGCUGUGGACUAAACUCAAGCUCAACUUCCAGUUCGACUCCUUGAGUCUGGUGCUCUACAGGGCUGCCGAGGUGGGUUCAGCAUCACCAAUACCGAGCGCUGAUCAGGAUGAGCGUGAGGAGGGCUUGAUGCUGGCCGAGUUCAAGUUGGGCUCCAUCCACACGGAGCUGCUGCAGCUGUCCGACGGAGCCAUGAGCAUCGCCCUGCGCCUCUCAGAGUGCCUUCUGGACGACAAGAGAGGACACCUCAAGAGCGUCACCUCCAGGAUGCUGGCGUUGCGUGGGGACGCGGAGGAGAGCGUGAUGCUGCAGCUGAGCUACCGCGCGGGCCGCGACGGCAGCGCCCUGCAGGUGGCGCUGCAGGACCUGUACCUGUGCGCCUCCGUGGAGUUCCUGCAGACCGUAGCCAAUAUCUUCCUACAGGCACUGGCCGAUGGCAGAGCAGAGGCGACGCCCCCGGCACAGGCCCCGCCUUCUCGCAACGGCCCACGCCCAGCCAAUGCCAGCUCCAGCACCACCUCCACCAAGGACGCCAGUUCCUCCCAGGCGCCGGCUGUACUCCGCAACACCUACAGUGUGCGGGUGAAGAACCCGGAGAUCGUGUUUGUGGCCGACCUGACCCGCCCGGACGCACCGGCUCUGGUGAUGUACACUGAGGUGGAGGCGGACUACCAGGACGGUCCCGAGGGCACGAGGCUGGCGGCCAGCGUGGCGGACCUCAAGGUCACCGCCUGUCCCUUCAUGCACAAGCAGCGCAAGCCCAACUUCAUCACCACCGUGCUGCAGCCCUGCCAGCUGUCCUUCAGCAUGGUGACGCCCGCCACCCAGCCACAGCGCAUGGAGCUCAGCAUGAGCGCACUCACACUCAAGGUGUCGCCCAUCAUCAUUAACACGGUGAUCACCAUCCAGUCGGCCCUAAGCCCGGCGGCCGAGAGCCCAGAGGAGAAGGAGAGCCCCGUGCCCCCCGACCUGUGGCAGCGGCGCGACUUGCGUCUCCUCAAGCUCUGGUUCCUGGAGGAGGACGGGGAGGAGGACGCGCGCUCCCUCACGCCCCUCGUGCCCCUGGGAGAGACCCUGAAGGUGGCCAUGGAUCAGAUCUGCAUCACCCUGGAGGCGGGCGUGGGCCACAGGACGGUGCCCAUGCUGCUGGCCAAGGCCUCGUUUCACGGCCACGCCAGCAACUACACCACCCUCAUCAACCUGCACAGCACCCUCAAGCUGGAGGUAAACUACUUCAAUGAGAUCAUGGGUGUCUGGGAGCCGCUGCUGGAGCCUCUUGAGGAUGAGACUACAGACGGCUUCAAGUCCUGGAGUCUGGAGCUCAAGAUGAAGAAGAAGCCUGUGAAUAACUCUGGGAUAGCGGACGAGGUGGACUACGCCGUGCCGGACUACAAGACGGUGAUCACGGUCAGCAGUAAAGACCAGCUCAACAUCAUGCUGUCCAAGUGUGGCAUCAACAUGCUCAGCAACCUGGGCACGGCCUUCGCAGAGGCGGCCACCCAGACGGCGGAGAGCUUCCAGCGCGACCAGGCUCCGCUGGUGCUGAAGAACCGGCUGGGCGUGGACCUGUCGGUGCUGCUGAGCGAGAUGUUCAUGCCGCUGGGGCCCGGCUCGCUGGACAGCAGCCUGUCCCUACUGGACCGCAGCCGAGCCCAGGAGCACCGCGUGGAGCUGCCCGACGGGGACAACCUGUACAUGGACUUCAGAACCGCAGACCAGUUCUCCGCCAUGACCAGCCUCAACGCCAAGAACUACUACAUACAGCCCACUCCGGUUGGCCACUCACAGGCCAGUAUGAUCCCGCUGAUCAAAGUGGGGCGGGGCAUGUACAGCGUCCUGCACGACGAGUCCCACGUCAUGCGCUUCUUCGUCUGCCAGAUCUACUCGGCGGAGGGCAGCAAGUACGUCAAGAUCCGAUCGCCCUUCCAGUUCAUCAACCACUGCUCGGUCCCGUUCCGCGUGUUUGAGGGUUCCACCUGCCUCGGCACCUCCACACCCACACAAGAGUUCUGUGUACCCCUAGGCUCCUACAAGUCCCAGCUGAGCCUGCAGCCCAUGCCCAUGACGGUAGAGGGGGGCGUGGUGGAGCAGUACGGCACCUCGGAGGGCUUCAGCUACGACUCGGUCACGCAGCAGCCGGGCGAGGCCGUGGAGCAGACCUGCCCCCACCUGCAGGACGCAGAGAGCCUCUUCAAGGUCAACAUGGUGGCCGUGAGGGACACGGUGACACAGCACACGUCCGAGGAGAACUGGGACCCGCCCUACGUACUGCACCUGUGGCCCAGUGUCCAGCUCCGAAACCUGCUGCCAUAUCCUAUAUCCUACUGCCUACAGGGCAACGUGGUGGCCACCCCUGCCGUGCUGGAGGCGGGCCACUCCUGCCAGCUGCACACCGCCCUAUUGGACAAGCACUCUGUGGAGCUCCGCCUACUGUCCUACCUGCAGCAGGAUUGGGUGGCUCAGUACAGUAUCCGCAGCAACCAGGAAGAGAUCAGCUUCUUGACGUUCCAGUCUGUGAACGGCAGCGAGGAGGCGGAGCUUGACGUGGGUGUGCAUGUGUGCUACGAGCACGGCCAGGCGCUGCUGGCCCUACACGCCCCCUACUGGAUGGUCAACAAGACGGGACGACUGCUGCAGUACAAGGCAGACGACGUCCACCACAAACACCCCAUGGACUACAGCCAACCACUGCUCUUCUCAUUCAAACCCAGGAACUUCUUCCAGAAUAACAAGGUUCGCUUGAUGAUCUCAGAUAGCGAGUUGUCAGAUGAGUUCUCCAUUGACACGGUGGGGAGCUACGGAGAGGUGAAGUGCAAGGGACGCUUAAAGGACUAUCUGGUGGGUGUGAAGAUCGAUGCCACCAGUUUCAGCCUGACGCGCGUGGUGACGUUUGUGCCCUUCUACGUGCUGGAGAACCACACCAAACACCUCAUCAGCGUGUGUGACGAAGGACAGGAGACCUGGACAGACGCCCCACCACUGGAGAGCGCCCAACCUUUCUGGCCUGAGCGGGAAUCUAAGAAGCUGAAGGUCAAAGUUGAAGGUAGCCAGACAACACAAGUUAUCAAUUUCAACAAGCCAGAGAACUGCCUUCUACUGCACCUCGACAACAAUUUGGGAGGCGUGACGGUGGAUGUGAAUCUGACUGAGCACUUGGCUGUGGUGCGCUUCUCUGAGUACCAUGACGGAGCUGCACCUUUCCUCUUGAUCAACCACACCAAGGAGCACACACUGCAGUACCAUCAGAGCUCCCAGAGGGAGGUGGAGGAGCUGGGUCCAGGGCAGGCGGUGUACUACACCUGGGCAGAGCCCACCGGGUCCAGGGUGCUGCGCUGGAGCUGGGGACGCUACUCUGGAGAACUCAAGAACGAGGAGGAUCUCCUGAAGGACGUGGAGGACGAGGGCCAGCUGUUCCUGCUGUCGUUUUACGAGGGCCUCCAGCGGGUGGCGCUGUUUACGCAGGAGCGCUCCCUCUACCACAGCAUCUGCAACAGCGAGCGUGCGGAGCUGGCCGACCAGGAAAUCAUCCUCUCCCUGCAGGACCUGGGCGUGUCACUGGUCAACAACACUACCAGCCAGGAGGUGGCAUUCAUAGGCAUCUGCAGCUCUGACGUGGUGUGGGAAUGCAAGCUGCAGAAGAAGAAUCGCUGGAAGACCCUGAGCAUGAAGGAUGCCGACCUGCUGGAGGAGAGCUACAGGGCGUACAUCGACAGCAACCCCAUCUCAGAGGCCCUCGUAGACCUGGAGAACAACUACCAGGUCUCCCUGACUCCUAAUGGCCUGGACAUGCGCAUGCUAAAGCCCCAUGAUGCAGCGCUGCGGCGGAACUUCCUGCCCGCUCUGAGAGUGGAGUAUAAAGUGUCGGCACGGCAACAGGCCUAUCGAGUCCAGAUCAACCACAUUCAGAUCCAGAAUCAGCUUCCUGGUGCCAUCUUCCCUGUGGUCUACUACCCUGUCAAGCCCCCCAAGUCGGUCAGGAUGGACUCAGAACCCAAACCCCUGACUGAUGUCAGCAUCAUCACUCGAGCAGCUGGACACUCAGACAUCUUGCGUAUCAAGUAUUUCAAGGUUCUGAUCCAGGAGAUGGACUUGAGGCUGGAUCUGGGUUUCCUCUACGCUCUCCUGGACCUCUUCACACAGGAACACACAGAGGUCGUCACCACCGAACAGGAGGUGAAGCUGUUCCAGAAGGACAUUGAGUACAUUAUGACUCAGCUGCACCAUGUGUCCGCUACAGACUCCUCCCCCAUCAGCCUCUACGAGUACUUCCAUAUAUCCCCCAUCAAGCUGCACUUGAGUUUCUCUCUGAGUUCUGGUGGGGAGGAUGGUCUGAAGGAGAAAAGGCAAACGGAGCUGAUCCCAGUUCAGUCUCUAAACCUGCUACUCAAGAGCAUAGGAGCCACCCUCACUGACGUACAGGACGUGGUCUUCAAAUUGGCGUUCUUUGAGAUGACCUACAAAUUUAACACGCAGUCACAGCUCCAAUGGGAGGUCAUCCGGCACUACUCCAAACAGGCGAUUAAGCAGAUGUAUGUGCUGGUGCUGGGGCUGGAUGUGCUGGGCAACCCGUUUGGACUGAUCCGGGGCCUGUCGGAGGGAGUGGAGGCUUUCUUCUACGAACCAUAUCAGGGUGCCAUCCAGGGUCCUGAGGAGUUUGUGGAGGGCAUGGCACUGGGAGUUAAAGCACUGGCCGGAGCAGCAGUGGGUGGUCUGGCGGGCGCUGCGUCUCGUAUCACGGGGGCGAUGGCCAAGGGGGUGGCGGCCAUGACGCUGGACGAGGAGUACCAGCAGAAGAGGAGGGAGGCCAUGAACAGACAACCCAAAGGCCUGAAGGAGGGCCUCGCACGCGGAGGCAAGGGACUAGUGUCUGGUUUUGUGAGUGGGAUUACUGGCAUCGUCACUAAGCCCAUUAAAGGAGCACAGCAGGAGGGUGCGGCGGGCUUCUUCAAGGGCAUGGGGAAGGGGCUGGUGGGGGCCGUGACGCGCCCCACUGGAGGCAUCAUAGACAUGGCCAGCAGCACCUUCCAGGGCAUCAAGAGAGCUGCGGAGUCGUCUGACGACGUGGAGAGUUUGCGUCCUCCGCGCUUCAUCCAUGACGACGGCGUGAUCCGGCCCUACAGGGAGAAGGAAGGCCUGGGCAGCCAGAUGCUACAGAAAAUUGAGAAUGGGCGCUUUGCCAAGUACAGGUACUUUGCUCACGCCAGCGUCAACGACUCCGACUUCCUGAUGAUCACCAAAAGGGGCAUUUUCUUCGUCACGAAGGGGACUUUUGGUCAGCUGACAUGUGAGUGGCAGUACUUGUUUGAUGAGUUCACCAAGGAGCCCAUGAUAGUGGAGGACCGGCGCUUGAGGAUCGAGGCCAAGGAGAGAGUCAAGUCUGUGUUUCACGCCAAAGAGUUUGGCAAGAUCAUCAACUUCAAAACUCCUGAAAUAGCCAAGUGGGUUCUGGCCAAGUUGGAGGACGCCAGAGAGAGUCUGCCAAAAUACUAGUGAACAACGCUCACUACCGUACCAUACCAUACCGUACCUUCUCGCCAAGUCAUGAGGCCUUCUGCUGAGGUGCCUUUGGUUCUGAUGUCAACGCAUCGUUCACUAUAUGUCUGUUUCACGCAUCAAUUUGCACUAUACACAUACACUUACGUACGUCAGUCAGUCGCAUAACAUAACUCUACAUCGUUCUGCAUUAUCCACAGACAGACAGAGGUACACACACACACACACACACACACACACACACACACACACACACACACACACACACACACACACACAUGCAGCUUUUGGCCAGCUAUGCCUUUAGAUUGUAACCCUAUGUCAUAUCCAUCACGUCCAGCUUCUGGCUGAGCAGCGCACUCAUUAGUGUGAACGCUAAUUAUUAUUAUUGUUGUUAGAAGCCAGAAUGCAUCCUGAAGAACCCUUUUUAUUACAUCCACUUCAUAUGUUUACGUCAGUGAGACAGUGAGUCAGUGAGUGAGUGAGUCAGACAAAAAGACAGCGAGUGAAAGAGUAAAUGACUGAGUGAAUAAAUUAAUGAACGAAUGAAUGAUUAAAUAAGUAUAUGAAUGGAUGGAUGGAUGGAUGGAUGGAUGGAUGGAUGGAUGGAUGGAUGGAUGGAUGGAUGGAUGAAAGGGUGAGCCGAUGAGGUACUCUCCUAGAUACACAUUUUAUUGUUUAAUUUGAAGAUGCGAUUUUAUGAGAAUAAUAUGUUUCAACACAGGACUAUUUUUCUACCUUUAGCUUUUUUUUGCAUGUUUAGGGCAUGUACCGUACAUACUCUAUGUAUUGCGAUGAUUUGCUUACAUUGUGUGUGUGUAUUUUAUGUGGCUGACAUACUGUUUACGGCGACACUGCUGUGGCAGCACAGCGUGGUUCAAUAUGCAAUAAUGGUUAAAUCCCAUGCUUCUGUUGUUUAUUAUUCUUGUCUCUGGAGAUUUUAACUUUUAAGUGUAAAAAAAAAUGUCAGUCCGUAACAAAAGUAUAUGCUUAAGACCAAUCUUAUUAUUAUUAAUUUUUUUCAUCAGUUUUAAAUAAAAUAUCAAUUAAAGUAAGUUCAUCUGA